Argiope bruennichi is the source of this 5620-nucleotide messenger RNA. RefSeq names its product cell adhesion molecule Dscam2-like. Bases 821 to 5449 code for a protein of 1542 amino acids. The record is from RefSeq and is a predicted model, not a curated record. NCBI's taxonomy places the organism in Eukaryota, Metazoa, Arthropoda, Arachnida, Araneae, Araneidae. The transcript has 27 exons. Gene Ontology annotation, molecular function: protein binding.
AAUUUUUACUUUCCAAUAAACUACUUUGAGAGGAGAGAUAAUCGAUUUCCGAAGACUAGAAACAAAACUUAUACUUUCAUGAAAGUGUAUUAUUCAAUUUUAAGGGAAAAAAUAUCAUCAAUAAACAGUUGCAGUGAAUAAAUAACAAUUGUUCAUGCAUGAUGAUAAGUAUAACCCUUUUUAACUAGAGUCCUUCGAGCUGCGAAGAAAUUCCAAUUCUUUACCACAAGCUGUCUCAAUGAAAAAUGAUGUUUGCAAGUGGACCAGAACGAUAAAACUUUCUUAAAGAAACUCUAUUUCCUGAAACUUACGAAUAAAUACAAUAUAUCAUUUGCGGCACAAUAACAGAAAUGUCACCAAGUUGUCAUUGACGUACGAUUCACUGGGUCACAUCUGAACGCAUGACUGUAGAAGUAACUACCAAGGAAAAAAAAACUAAUAAGAAAAUCCAAAGAAGCAAAUAAAAUAACGAAAAAUCACCCCAGCAAUGUAAAAAUUCACCGUCUUGACAUAUGAUACCCCAAAUAUGAUUGCUAUUAUUUUAGAGCCUCUAGCUCUGGCGGAUUCAUAUAUUUGACCAAUAUUUUUUCCAACAUUAGAGAAAAAAAAUUCUAUUUCUCCAUCUGAGCGUGAGGAAGAAAAGUGUAAUUUUUCCCUCCUCAAACUAUCUUCUAUUCUAGAAAAAAAUUGCCUGCCUUUUUUUAUCAGAUGCUACACGAUCUAAGUGGAUUUCAGUGUUUGUUUCGAAGUGUUUGUCAAAGUCACUUCUUUUUUUUUUAAACCGAGACAAAUAUUGGUUGGCAGAAACUUUUCAAAUAAAAUGAAUCUUCUGUGGAAUACUCUCUUCACGCUUCUGCUGGUUUUCGCAACAGUUUCAUGCGACAAACCUCACCACAGACCACCUGUUUUUACUUUUGAGCCUCCAAGCCUAUCAGUGUUUUCAAACUCUACAGGAUCAACGAUUCCUUGCAGCGCAGAUGGUAGACCGUCCCCUGUGAUACGUUGGGUUAAGCAUGAUGGUCAAGCUGCACCGGACCUUCCUGGACUGAGGCAUGUGAGGCAUGAUGGAGCUCUAGUAUUUCCACCAUUUCCUGCUGAAGAUUACAGAGCGGACGUGCAUGCAACCAUCUACAGAUGCGAGAUUUCGAACGUCAUUGGAACACUUGGCAGUAGAGAUGUACAUGUACGAGCAGUGGUGAAUCAGAAGUAUGAAAUACGUUUGUCUGACGAGUUUGUUCUACGCGGGAACAUGGCACUUCUGCGAUGUCCUAUCCCAAGUUUCGUGAGUGAUUACGUGAAAGUGACGUCUUGGGAAAGAAUAGAUGGCUUUCUCAUUACUCCAGGAAUCAUUAGUGGUAAAUAUGGGAUCUUGCAGAAUGGUGAUUUAUAUAUCAGAGAUACGACGGAACACGACAGCUCAUAUAGUUUUCGAUGCCACACUGAAAAUUCUGUUACAAGGGAGAAGAAAGUCAGCACUAAUUAUUCGAAGAUCAUUGUUACAGAACCACAUCACAAUCAGCCUCCAAGAAUAAUGCGACGUACUAGCAGAGUAUCUGUACCAGUAGGACAAAAGGCAACUUUGUCCUGCCUAGCUCAAGGUCAUCCAGUACCAACCUACAGGUGGCAUAAGGUUGCUGGAGAAUUAAGGUCCCUUCCGGAGCUAGGAUCUUCUGUUCGACAAGAAGGGGGAGUUUUGGUAUUUCACAAAGUUGUUUCUGCUGAUGGAGGCACCUAUAUUUGUGAAGUGAGCAAUAGUGUCGGACAAGACAAAGUUGAAGCAGAAUUAAUCGUGGAAGAGCCAAUCCGUGUCAGCGUCUUUCCAUCCGAACUUCAGCUAGACGUCGGGAAAACGGCCAACUUCAACUGCUCCAUACACGGCACUCCUGUCGGUUCGGUGACAUGGAAAAAGGAUAUGAGAUUGCUAUCUGCCAAUCAGAGAGCCGUGUUUCCAACUCCAACUUCUUUGCAAGUUAGGCAGGUGAAGAGGCAGGAUUCUGGGAUCUACCAAUGCUUUGUGAACAGGGAUGAAUUCUCUGCGCAAGCAAGUGCGCGAUUAAUCAUUGGCGAUUUGGCACCUAAAAUGAAAAUGACCUUCCCUGAGAAAAUCGUCCGCCCUGGGAGUUAUGUAUCUUUAGUCUGCGUUGCCUCCGGCAACCCAGCACCAGAGAUCAAGUGGUUUCUGGACGGCAUCUGGCCAGUGUCUACGCGGCCAGGUACCCUCGUCAGCACUUACCUGAGUAGCAAUGGAGAUGUCAUUAGUUAUUUGAAUUUCACUUCUGUGGAUGUGUCUGACAGUGGACUGUAUCAGUGCGAGGCGUUGAACGAGGCCGGGAGCAUCAAACACGCCAAGAGACUUAAUGUGUUUGGACAGCUUUUCAUCCGACCUCUGAAUAACUUGACAGCUCUGGCCGACUCCAGAUUCAGUGUCAGCUGCCCCUUUGGAGGAUUCCCCUUUGAUUCGAUAAGCUGGAAGAGAGAAGGACGACUUCUGCCUCUGAAUCAACGCCAGCGAGUAUACCCUAACGGAACUUUAGUGAUCGAAGGAGUUCAACCCAGAGUGGACGAUGGCCGGUACAGCUGUGAGGUUACAUCAAAUCAAGGGAUUCCCGUCUCUCGUUCGUUCCGGAUUCUCGUUCGAACUGGACCAAAGGUUGCCAGCUUUGCCUUCAAGGACAACUUGCAUGAGGGUAUGCUCACGGCAGUGACCUGCAUCGUAGAUUCUGGUGAUGGUCCGUUGACAACUCGUUGGCUUAAAGAUGGUCAAAUACUUUUGGAAGAGGAAUUGGACGCCACUGUUAUGUACGCGCAAGAAGGUCGAGUAUCCACCCUCACAAUAAAAGAAUUAGCUUAUAAGCAUAACGGAAAUUAUACAUGUGUUACAACAAAUGAUGUAGCAACAGGCUCAUUCAGUGCCAUUUUGACAGUUAAAGUUCCCCCUAGAUGGGUUUUGGAGCCUAGCGAUAUCAUAGCAAUUUCUGGAAGGCCUGCAAAAAUUAGCUGCCAAGCAGAUGGUGUUCCUCAUCCUCACAUUCGAUGGAAGAAAGCUACAGGACAUCCUCCGGAGCAGUUCAAGACGAUUGUGAGCAGCUCUCACGUCCACAUUUUGGUGAACGGAUCUCUAAAUUUCCCAAGUGUAGAGCCUUCAGAUGAAGGAUACUACCUCUGCGAGGCUAAUAACGGUGUUGGAAUGGGUCUAAGCACCGUUGUUAAACUUACGGUUCACAGUGCACCACAGUUUCACUUCAAAUUCAAAGUUCUUGGAGCUAGACGAGGAGAAAGAACUCUGAUUGAUUGUACUUCAUUUGGAAAUAAACCUAUGUCUUUCAUAUGGCGGAAACAAGGUAUUGUUAUAGAUCCUUCAAUUGAACCCAGGUACAAACUGGUGGAUGAAGAACUGGUCGACGGCGAUAGAACGACAUUGAUUAUCGAGAAAGCUGAGAGGAAGGACUCGGCCCUGUUCACAUGUACAGCCAUUAACGAUUAUGGCGAAGAUUCCAUGAACAUCCAAUUAACAGUACAAGAUAUCCCGGACGCUCCACAAAAUUUAGAAGUUCAUGACAUAUCCAGCCGCAAUGUUAGACUCACAUGGAAUAAGCCCUUUGAUGGGAACUCUCCAAUACUUCAGUAUACUGUGAUGUGGAGGCAAAUAAACGGUGAAGUUGUUGGAGGACCAAUCAGUGUCCCCGGUACAGAAACGACGCUGACCGUUCGAGGUCUCAGACCCAAGACCAGGUAUUUUUUUCGAGUGAAGUGCCAAAACUCUUUGGGGGAGAGCCAGUUUGGUGCUGAAGUUGCAGCUACCACACUGGAAGAGCCUCCAAGACAUGCUCCAGAAGAAGUAAGAGCCAUAACUUUAUCUUCAAGAGCAAUAAAUGUCACUUGGAAAGCUCCCAUUGAAGAUAGUGACGACAGCAUAGAAGGAUACUAUGUAGGGUACAAAUUAUAUGGCAGUUCAGAUACAUUUACCUUCAAGCCAGUGGAAUCGAUCAAAGGGAGAACGCAAUAUUUUAUAGUGACAAAUCUAAACAGAUUUACGGAAUACAGUGUUGUGGUGCAAGCCUUCAAUUCCAGAGGUGCGGGUCCACCAUCGGAGGAAGUUAUGGCACGGACUCUUGAAUUCGAUCCGCCUGGAAUUCCAGUAAUAAAAACGUACUAUGCUACUUCUACAGCCAUUAAAUUAUCUUGGGAACUGAGCGCGCUUCCUAGCGCCCCAAUAUCAGGUUACAUUUUGCAUUACAGAUUGGAGGAUCAUCACUGGCAAGAAACCCAUUUAAAUGGUGAUCAGAAUGUUUAUACUUUGAGAGAUCUGCAGUGUGGUUCAACUUAUUAUAUUUAUUUGGUCGCUUUCAAUUCUGUCAGUCAAGGAAAUAGCAGUGAAGUAAUAUCUGCUAAGACAAAUGGAAAUGCUCCUAUUGCUCCAGACAAGAGAAUGCUGCUCACCGUUAACAAAACGACUGUCACGGUCAACCUGAACAGCUGGCACAAUGGAGGUUGUCCUAUUUCCUUUUUCGUCAUCCAAUACAAACCGUCUGGUCAUCAUGAAUGGACGCUGGUGAGCAAUAAUAUAAUACCAGAACAACAGACAAUAACAAUCACAGAUUUGACGCCAGGAGCGUGGUACAGCUUGCUGAUGACAGCCAGGAAUGACGCAGGAUCGACGGAUGCAGAAUAUGUCUUCGCUACAUUAACAUUGACUGGAGAAUACCCACCUCGACCAUCUGAAGUGAGUGAUGUAAACGGCGCCUUCUAUCGUCACUUAACAAUAACAGUUCCUGUGGUCAGUUCAACAAUAGUAUUGGUCGCAGUACUCUGUGUGGUUUGCAUAAUAACAAGAAGGAGAACUUCCAGUAGAAAUCCCCGAGUACCAGAUGGAACCGAUAACAGAGAACCAGUUAAACCAGACGGAAUGCCUUUAUCUGUUACAUAUGACAGCAGCCAAGAACCUACAUAUUAUCCGUCCCCAUAUGCGACCAGUAGUGCUCCAGGAUUCAGCAGAGAACACUGUGUCCAGUCGAGCCAUCAACAGCAAAACAUGGGCACUUUUGGCAGCGGGAGAUGCGGAUAUGCAUAUGACAUACCAUAUCCACAAAGAAGAGAAGAAAAAUUCGAAGGCAAUUAUGAAUCCUCCAUAGUAUAUCUUCCAGCAUAUCAUCGAACAGGAUCUCAACUGAGGAACCACCAAGAGCAAGCAAUUUACGAAAUUCCGGAUUUGGGAAGGAGGAAACAGGAUUCAUCCAUAUCCUGGAGAGAAACGGGAGACGGGAAUUCGAGCAUAGACUCCGACGAUAAUGAAGACGAUCUUAUACUUUCCUCUAAAGACAGAAUGUAUCGUGAAGAAGCAAGGGAGUCGGAAACAGAAUGCGACAGACUUUGGAAAAAUUUCGAAUGCAGUCAAUAUGAAGAGAGCAAAAGAUGGUCUUCAGAUAGAGAAAGAGUAGUUUUAACUUAGAAGAAAUGAGACCAUUCCAUUAAAGGAAGAAUUUUCCAUAAGCUGUCAGUGAUCCAGAUGAAGUUUUUUAAUUGGAAAUCGGUGCUAAUGAAUGAAUGUAAAUUAACUGAGAGGAAAAUUGAGUUUUGUGUGUACAUAUACAAUAUUAUUUGUACAUAAUUUUUGUGAAUA